Molecule: messenger RNA, 3414 nt
Organism: Mesorhabditis belari
Lineage: Eukaryota; Metazoa; Nematoda; Chromadorea; Rhabditida; Rhabditidae
Source: the annotation of a GenBank genome assembly
AUGUUGAUACGAUUCCUCCUUAUUGCUCUCUAUGGCACUCUGCCCUAUCUAAGAUGCUCUGAUUUUGAAUCGAACAGGAGCAAUUUCAUCAACGACUUGGUGCAACGUGAUCUGGUAGAAAAUGCUCGAAAGCUUGAAAGGAAUAACCUUCAAAAACGCAGUGAAGACGACAAAAAUGUCUCGUAUGCAACCUUUGAUCCAAACGUGAAAAUGGAGCUGAAUUCCGAGGGGAGAAUAAUUAUCAAAGUUGGUCAUCUUGGAGCAAAGGGAGUAAUGCCAAACGACGACAAAAUUGUGGAAAUUGCCCGCGAGCAGCUGGUUGAUGAAGGAAUACUCGGAGACGAUAUAGCUUUUGAAUUUAUCUCAAGAGCCACAUGUUCGGAAGCCUAUGAAGGAGUUGCCGUGGCCGCAGAAAUGUUUCAUGUUCAAAAGGCUCGAGCGUUCAUUGGACCAUAUUGCGCAACAGAGUUGGAGAGUGUUGCAAAAAUGGCGAAUUUCUGGAAUAUUCCUUUGAUUUCCUAUGGAGCAUCGACAACAGCUUUAUCGGACAGGAACAUCUAUAAAACGUUAGCGAGAGUCUCGAGCAAAAACACGAACGCUAUAGCUGAGGCGACGGUUGCACUUUUGAUGCACUACAAUUGGACUCGGGUUGCAAUAGCGACAAACAGCGGAGUUUCAGCCUUUGAAAGAGUUCAAGCCUUUGAGGAAGUGAUGCAUCGAGUCGGGAUUACUGUAGUGAAAAAGGCAAUGUUCGAAGAGAGCGGUGAUGCAAAUGAAAUGAUUCGAUCGGGUCUUUUGAAUGAACUUGCAAACACAGCGAGAGUGGUUAUCUGUCUUUUCUCAUCAACGCGGGAACUUUCCAAGGAAUUCAUGCAAGCCACCUACACGUUAGGAAUGAAUAAUGCUGAAUGGGCCUACAUCCUGCCAUGGAUCCAAUCUGGACCAAAAGAUACUUCUCCCUGGAUUGGAGCUGAUGGCGAAAUGCUACAACGUAUUAAGGAUCAUUAUGCCAAUGCUAUAAUUGUGGACGACGUGAACGGAUUCGAUGACAAAAUCGUUGAGAAUUUCAUUCAACGCAUGAAAAAACAUAAUCUGAAGCGGGAAGAUCUCGAUGUGUCUAAUAUCUAUGGAUAUAUUCAUCUCUAUGAUUCGGUGAAACUCUAUGCAUUAGCGGUGAGAAUGGCUUUAAACGAGACUGGUAACCCAGCAUAUGUGACAAAUGGACAAUACAUUUGGAGCAAGAUGCGAAAGUUGAGCUUUGAAGGAGUCGUUUCAUUGGGCGAAAAUUCAGCAAAAGAAUCCUCAAUUGGAACCGUUCUCAUGGAUGACCUUGCUGAUCGAGCUCCCAUAUUUGCUGCUUUCUAUAUAUCACCAAACCGGGAGAAAGUCAUGAAGAUAGUUAAUAUGGAAAGCAAGCUCAUCGCAAAUUGUGAUGGUCUCAAAAAUCGAAGCGGCUGCUUGAUUUUGAAACUCACUGACGUAAUCAAUGGUUUCUGGCCAUCGGAGAACGGACAAAUGCCCCUUGAUGAGCCUUUAUGUGGAUACCGAGGCCAGCGCUGCUCUUACUACCUGGAAAUUUCCAUUGGGGUCAUUCUGGUGGUUGUGUUGGCAGUUUCGUGCGCGUUCUUUUGUCUCUAUAAAUAUUGGGAGCAACACCAACUAAACAAAAUGCCAUGGCGUGUUUUCUACGAUGAUCUGAAUUUUGUAGAAGAAGAGCAAGUGAAAAGCAUGAUGUCAAUCACUUCUCAAAACACAAAGAUCUCCAAUAUGUCUGCCGGUCACAAGAAACAUGUGCUUAUUGGGGUCAAUACAAUGGCGACCUAUCAUCGAUAUGCCCAAAGACGCCCAAUCAAAUUUGCUCGAGAAGAUCUACAGCUGCUUACACAAAUGAAGCAAUGUGUACAUGACAACAUUAACCCGUUUCUUGGGGUCUCCUUCAAUGAAAAAGAGGAAAUGCUAGUUCUGUGGAAGUUUUGUUCUCGUGGAACAAUUCAAGACAUUGUUUAUAACAAAACUAUUGUUCUCGAUGAAAAAUUCCACGCUGCAUUCGUCAGAGAUAUCACCUUGGGAUUGGAAUAUCUACAUGCUAGUGCAAUCGGAUAUCAUGGAUCUUUGACCCCUUGGUGCUGUUUGAUUGACAGGAAUUGGAUGGUGAAACUGUCCGACUUUGGAAUCUCAAAUCCACUAGACAGAUGGGAAAAACAAGGAAGUAUCAGUAUUCAAGCUAUUGCUGAUGAGAAUGACAAGAGUCAAGCUGCCCAAACUACCAGUAUUUUGUACCAAGCUCCUGAAAAGCUGAAAAACAAAGAAGUGAAUCAACGACGAAACGCUGAUCAGAACUGGGUUCGACAGAAUUUGGGUCGCCGACAGGCCGGAGACAUCUACGCAUUUGGCAUGGUUAUGUACGAAAUUCUAUUCAGGUCACUUCCAUACCGAAACAACACGGAUGUAAAUGCCCUUUGUCAAGCACUUCAAGAAGGUGGUCGCGUGCCCACGCCCCAAAUCCAGGACGAGCUCGGGUGUCAUCCUGAUUUGAAUGCCCUUUUGAAGGAUUGUUGGUCUGAAAAUCCGGAGAUUCGUCCAAGUAUUCGCCGAGUCCGACUUAACACCGAAGUGGUUCUUAAAACUAAAGGCUCAUUGGUCGAUCAAAUGAUGAGACUUAUGGAACAAUACGCAAAUAACCUGGAGAAAAUUGUAAAAGAACGUACUGGUAUGUUAGAAGAAGCCAAUAUUCGAGCGGAUAAACUACUUACACAACUCCUUCCCAAAUACGUGUCUAAUGAACUGAAAAUGGGACGCUCUGUGCCGCCAAAAUUAUUCAGCUCUGCCACCGUUCUUUUCUCGGACAUUGUAGGUUUUACCACAAUUUGUUCAUCAUCGACCCCAUUGGAAGUUGUGAACAUGCUGAAUGGUCUUUACACGGGAUUCGACGAAUGUAUCACGAAAAACGAUGGAUACAAGGUGGAGACAAUCGGAGACGCCUACAUGGUUGUUUCUGGAAUUCCAGAAGAGAAUGGCACAAGCCAUAUCAUGCAUAUUGCAAAUAUAGCUCUUGACAUGAGACAAUACCUGACUACUUUUGAGGUUCCCCAUCGUCGUAAUCAACGUAUAAAGUGUCGCUGGGGAUUCCACACAGGCCCUGUAGCUGCUGGAGUAGUCGGACAGACCGCACCCAGAUACUGUCUCUUUGGGGAUACGGUAAACACCGCUUCACGAAUGGAAUCUACUGGCAUGCCGGGAAUGAUCCAAUGUUCCAAGGAGGCGAACACUUCCUUAACUUCAAACUACGAUUCAUUUCACACUACAGAGCGCGGGGAAGUCGAGAUUAAAGGAAAGGGCACAUGCACCACAUACUGGCUUGAGGGACGAAUCGAAACCAUCUCGCAGCCGCUAAAUCUCUCAAACAUUGGGCUC